AGCAUGUCGGUUCUCGUGAGGGUCCUCGUCGCGCGGGCAAUCGUUUGAGGCUCUCCUCAAUGAGAUGCUCGCGGAGGUCUUCGUCGGGCGGGUGCUGGUGGGCCUCUCCGAGCGGGCGCCGGUGGGGGCCUCCCUCGUGGGUGUUCACGAAGGUCUUCUUCCUCGCGUUGGUGCUCGUGGAGGCCUCUUUCGCGACGGUGUUGGCGGGGUCUUCCUCACGCGGGUGCUCGUGGAGGCUUUCUUCGAGGUGGUGCUCACGGAGAUAAUCUUCGCGACGGUGCUCGUGGAGGUCUUCUUCAUGCAGGUGCUCGCAGAGGCCUUCUUCGCGCGGGCGGUCGUCGUGGUGGUCGUCUUCGCACAGGCGCCCGUGGCGGCCUUCUUUACACGGUUGCUCGUAGAGACAUUCUUCGCGGAGGUGCUCGUGGAGGCCUUCUUCAAGCGCGGGCCCCUGGAGGUUUUCUUUUGCGAGAGGCUGCUCGCGGAGGUCUUCCAGGUCGUCGACGCGCGAGUGGGCAUGAGCGUUCCUCCUUUGAGGUGGGCUCAUCAUCUUCUGUGCGCUCACGUCGGCCCCGCCCGCUGGCGUACGCAUAUCUCUGGAGCGGUGGUGCGCUGUGCCGGGUCCUGAAGAGGUCGCGCGCCAUCGCUCUCUGGCAUGCUGCGACAGUGCCGAAACGUGGAGCACCAUCGACAGCAGCAGCAACAUCUUUCGGCGGUGAAGCCUGGUCAGGCGGAGUCGACGGACUGUGGCAUAUGCGCAGUGACGCAACA
Prorocentrum cordatum is the source of this 768-nucleotide messenger RNA. The record is from the annotation of a GenBank genome assembly. Lineage: Eukaryota; Dinophyceae; Prorocentrales; Prorocentraceae.